AUGCCCGUGGUUUCCCAUGGAGCUGAAAGGCAGGCAAGUGGCUUUAAAAAGUCUGCCUUGUCACUUGAACCAGUUCACAAGAUGGAUCACCAACAGUAUUGAAGUCUGUUAAAGAAGAUGUGCGUGCCUGUUGCGAGAGGUCCUGAGAACAGACAUGGCUUUGCCAGCUUUGAAGAGAAAAACAGUAAUUCUUUCCUUAAAUUCAAUCCAUUCACCUCUCCCGUAGAGCCGAGUUACCCUUUAUUCCCACACAGGGAUGAUGUGCCUUUAGUGGAUCCCUGCUCAGGUUUAGUGAGUCGAGGAGCAGGUGCUGACCUGCAGCCCAGUGCUGGAAGAGCUAUUGAAUCCCUGGUGGACUACAGUGACUGAAAACCUCACCAGCGGGUCCCCAUCACAGGAAAGAGAGGCCAGCCUGCCCACUGGAGGCAGAUGAUCCUCCUGGAGGAAAUCAGCCAGGACAGAAUAUGGAACUCCGGGUCUGUGUCAGCUGCUUCUGUCAGGGCACGAGUGGAAUCAAGGGAUCCUUCUGCAAGGUGGAGAGAAGAAAAAGCAAGGGACUGUUUCUACAAGUCAAAUACUCAAAAAGCUUAUGAAGAAGUUCCUUGGGAUAAUAUUUUACCUUCCAAAAUCCAGCCUGUAGAAUCGACAGUGGAAGUGUUGGCUGAUCCUGUUUCCCAGUGUUUCACAAAAAGGAGAUACUAUCCUGAACCUGAAAUAAGCCAGGUUGUUGGAGGCUUCUGGGACAGAUUUCAGACAAGAACUUUUACCUCUCCACAGAGACCUGUUGAUUUUGUAAGCCGAAGUUCUCGAACCUGUCAUAUCCCUUUGCAUACUGGCUGUGUUGGUGCAGUAAAUUUUGAAAACAUUGACAAUGCCAAAGUAGAUUUAAUCCCACUUAACUCUGUGCAAACUUCAAAGCCUUGCUACACAAACACUGUGCACACUCCAAAUAUCCCUGGAUACACUGGCAAGGUUCAUUGGUCAGCAACCCACCCGGCAAAUUCUAAUCUUCCAUCAACAAGCCCAUCAAUAAUUGCAUGAAUGCGUGGAUACAUAGCAAAACACAGAAGUUCGUCUCGGUAUAAUCACCAGGGAACUUUUGCUCAAAUGGUGACUCCAGUUAGUCCUCAGAAUUCUUUCAGCAAGAGAGAACGAGAAACUAUUCUAGUUUAG
Molecule: messenger RNA, 1173 nt
Organism: Pelecanus crispus (Dalmatian pelican)
Lineage: Eukaryota; Metazoa; Chordata; Aves; Pelecaniformes; Pelecanidae
Source: RefSeq, a predicted model, not a curated record